AUCCUUCACCAGGCGGCCUCUGGCUAACUCUUUCCGGACGUCGGGUUCGCUUUCAUCCGCUUGUUACUGGAACGCGACACGAGAACGCAGCGUUACCAGGGUCGUCCUUUGUUGGUCGUCAAUCUCGACAACCACAACAACCACCCGGACCUUCAGGUCAUAAAUUUAUCUCGACAACAUCAGAACGGUCUCCACUACGAUCAUGGCUACAGCUCAUCCCCCAGCAUCGCUAGACUCGGCCAUGGAACUCCUCAACUAUAUGCAAGCCCCAACGGUCGGCUUCUACUAUGUCGGGGCUUGCACAUUCAGUCUAUGCAUCUUACAAAAGCCCAGUGCGAUAUCUUCGAAGAGGCGACGAGUGGUUUUAAGCCUAAUGGUCUUUACCCUCAUAGCAUAUAUCACAGAGGUCUUAUACUACUUUAGUCGAUCGCUUACAGAGUGGAACUACGAAGCACCAAAACCAGCGGCGACCCGUUGUCUUGGCGCCAUUCUUGCCUGGAGUCCUCUUGUCUUUGGAAUUUGGAAAAGCAAGUCGCUUCGAUGGCAUCCGUACUUCGGCGCUUUUGUCCUACAGUUUGCCCUGGAAACUACGACUUGCCUCAUGAGCGCCUUCUCUAUCUCACCUGAUGAUAGGUCGAGGGACAUACCAUUUGUCAUUAGCAGUGCAAGGGCAUGUGCUUCGUUGCCGCUGAUGAUCGACGGAUUUCUGAUCCUGAUCAAGAAGCACGUGGGUACACGUACAGACGAAGAGCGCCAAUCACUGCUCGGAAAGCAAACUAAUAACAACGCUAAUCAGAGCGGAACCGGCAACUACGGAUCUAUCAAUCCGGACAGCUCUAGCGGCGACGGCGACGAAGAGGCACCAUCUGAUCACGACAAAGCGAUUAAGGAGCAACAAGCCAAACGCCUAGAGGAAGAAGGUGGUUGGCUCGGUUAUCUGAAAGGUUUCCUCGUAUUCCUUCCGUAUCUGUUUCCCAAGGAUGACUGGAAAGUCAUGGGCGCACUCUCGAUACGCAUCCUCCACAUGAUACAAGAGAGAGUCUUCAAUCUUCUUACCCCUCGUCAGCUCGGUAUCAUUACGAACAAGCUAACCGAGGGGACAAAUGUCAUGCCAUGGAAAGAUAUUGGACUGUGGGUUCUGUUCUCCUACAUCAACAGCUACGCCGGUACCGGCAUACUGGACGGUAUAGCGAGUUUGGUGAUCUCAAACUCGGCCUACCAACGUGUCACCCUAAUGGCAUAUGAGCAUGUCCUUGGUUUGUCUAUGGACUUCCAUACCAGCAAAGACUCAGGGGAAGUGCUCAAAGCCGUGGAACAGGCAUCGUCUCUGAACACGCUGGUUGAGUUGGUUCUGUUCGACCUUAGCCCUAUCCUCCUGGACCUUGUCAUAGCUAUGUACUACGUCACUCACCUCUUUGACAGCUACAUGGCUUUCAUCAUACUGUUCAUGGGAGCGGCAUACGUGAGCAUCGGGUGGUAUUUCACGACUCUGUCGCAGCCGUGCCGAAGGGUCUAUGUUGAGAAGCAGCGAACAGAAAGCUCAACCGUUAACGAGACUGUGCAUAACUGGCAAACUGUGGCUUACUUCAACCGACUGACGUUUGAAUAUAACCGAUAUGCAACAAACAUUAUUGCGACUAUCUCUGCGCAAUAUUCCUAUUACUUCCGGUCGAUGGGUGGACACGCUGCGCAGGAUGUGCUUACGACAGUGGGUUUUGCCGCAUGCUGCAUCUUUGGCAUGUCGCAGAUCGUUACCAAGCAGAAGAGUGUUGGAAACCUCGUUACACUCAUCAUGUACUGGCAUACCAUGACGAGUCCCUUAUACGUCUUGUCUUACAGCUACAGGCAGCUUUCAGCCUCUCUUAUCGAUGCCGAACGUCUGCUUCAGUUACUCAAUACCAAGCCGACCGUUGCUGACCAAGAAGGUGCCAAGGACCUCGUAAUUGAUGCAGGAAAGGUCGAUUUCAAAGAUGUCGAGUUUGCUUACGAUGUGCGGAAACCCAUCAUCAAAGGGGUUUCCCUGCAGGCUGAUGGUGGACAAACGAUUGCGUUCGUGGGUGAAACUGGUGGUGGAAAAUCCACGAUGCUGAAGCUACUCUUCCGAUUCUACGACGUUACUGGAGGCUCAAUCAUGAUUGAUGGCCAAGAUCUUCGCUCAGUCACGCAGUCAAGCCUUCGAAACGCCAUCGGACUCGUUCCCCAGGACCCUGUACUUUUCAAUCAGACAAUUCGUCAGAACAUCCGCUAUGCGAGACUUGAUGCUACAGAUGCCGAGAUCGAAGAAGCAUGCCGUGCGGCUGCUAUUCACGACGAUAUCGUUGGCUUCCCUGAUGGCUACAACUCCAAGGUUGGCGAACGCGGAGUGAGGCUUUCUGGAGGUCAGCUACAGCGCAUCGCUAUCGCUCGUGUGUUGCUCAAGGACCCCAAGGUUGUCAUGCUAGACGAAGCCACAUCUGCUAUUGAUUCUGGCAUCGAGGCCAAGAUACAACAAGCGUUCAGCAAGCUCAGCAAGGGCCGUACCACGUUCGUGAUAGCGCAUCGCCUUAGCACCGUGGUUGAGGCGGAUCAGAUCCUGGUAGUCGAGAAAGGCGAGAUUAUCGAGCGAGGAACGCAUCGAGAGUUGUUGGAAUUAGGGGGAAAGUACCAUGAGCUCUGGACGAAGCAGACAGCCGGCCAUCUCCCCACUCUCCCCUCAAAGCCCGUGUCAAAAAACAACCCCACUGAAGGAGGAGACAACGACAGCGCGACACUCAUUGACAUUGCAUCUAUAGAAGAAGAUUCGGCAAAGACCACUGGUACGAGUGAAGGCGGUAGCGACAGAGUCGAAAAACGCAAGUGAAAUCGAACGCAUGCAGUACAUCGAGGUCAGUUUAGAUGCGGUCUUCGGUCUCAUACGUUUCAGCGUCGGGUUGUUGGAUAGCCCAUUGGUAUAGUUAUGAAGUUGGCUUCCAAGCGUAAUGCGGUGGGGUCGGAUACGGUUCAUACGUCAAACGAUUGUAUGACAUAAAACAGUUAUUUCUUUACGCAGUUCACAAAUUCGUCAAAAACAUGUUAUGAAGCUAGUAGGCAUAUUUAGCGUACUUCUCCGCAAGGCGACUAGAAUCAACUAUCAGCAAUCUUUGUGACGGUGUCAGUAGUUCAGCCGUUUA
Dothidotthia symphoricarpi CBS 119687 is the source of this 3149-nucleotide messenger RNA. Its product is annotated as ATP-binding cassette-type vacuolar membrane transporter-like protein Hmt1. The transcript has a single exon. Gene Ontology annotation, molecular function: ATP hydrolysis activity; ABC-type transporter activity; ATP binding. Gene Ontology annotation, biological process: transmembrane transport. Gene Ontology annotation, cellular component: membrane. Lineage: Eukaryota; Fungi; Ascomycota; Dothideomycetes; Pleosporales; Dothidotthiaceae. The record is from RefSeq and is a predicted model, not a curated record. Bases 203 to 2839 code for a protein of 878 amino acids.